Messenger RNA from Juglans microcarpa x Juglans regia, 1650 nucleotides. RefSeq names its product beta-amyrin 6-beta-monooxygenase-like. The transcript has 3 exons. The record is from RefSeq and is a predicted model, not a curated record. Gene Ontology annotation, biological process: sterol metabolic process. The coding region runs from base 52 to 1485 and encodes 477 amino acids. Gene Ontology annotation, molecular function: oxidoreductase activity, acting on paired donors, with incorporation or reduction of molecular oxygen; monooxygenase activity; iron ion binding. Lineage: Eukaryota; Viridiplantae; Streptophyta; Magnoliopsida; Fagales; Juglandaceae.
CACACACGUUACAUCUCUUUUUCUUCUUUGCUUUAAUCUAGAGAGAGAAAAAUGGAGUAUCUUUCUGCAUCGUUUCUGCUUCCUCUUGUAAUCCUGUGCGUCUCUCUUGCUCUCAUCUUCCGCAAUUACAGGUACAGAUCAAUUUCUCCGAAGCUUCCACUCGGUAGAAAAGGAUGGCCUAUCAUAGGUGAAACUUUGGAGUAUGCCAUGGCCAGCAAAAGUGGCAACCCAGACAAGUUCACAACCGACAGAAUGAGCAAAUACUCGCCGGACGUGUUCCGAACCUCCUUGCUUGGGGAGAACUUUGCUGUGUUCUGCGGCCCUUCUGGGAACAAGUUCUUGUUUUCAAGUGAGAACAAGUAUGUUAGCGCAUGGUGGCCACGGUCUGUGCGGGAGACUCUGCAUUUUCCUUCUGACUAUUCUAGAAAAGGAGAGAGGCUGGACUUUCUCAAUGAAUUUCUCAAACCAGAAGCUCUACAAGAUUACAUACCCAUAAUGGAUUCCAUGGCAAAAGAACAUUUGCAUUCAGAUUGGUCUCCUUACAAAGAAGUGAAGGUUUUCCCACUAUCAAAGAAGCACACCUUUGGAUUGGCUUGCCGGCUGUUUCUUAAUAUCGAAGAUCCGGAGCAUGUAACCAGAUUAGAGAAUCCCUUCAAUCUUCUUACGGAAGGCAUAAUUUCCCUUCCUUUAAAUCUUCCAGGUACAGCUUUUAAUCGUGCAGUUAAAGCCGGAGAAGUCAUCCACGAGGAGGUUUUAGCCAUCAUUAGACAGAGAAAAAUGGAGCUCUUGGAGAAUAAAGGUUCGGCACAAGUAGACCUGUUGAGUCGCAUGCUCUUAGUAACAGAUGAGAAUGGCGGAGGAAUCGAGGAGGAGAAGGAGACCGCUGCUAGGAUUACAGGUUUAUUCAUUGCCAGCCGCGAUACAACAAGUGCAGCAAUUACGUUCGUCCUGAAUUAUCUUGCAGAGUUUCCCCAUGUCUACGACGAGAUCUUAAAAGAACAAAUGCAGAUAGCGAAGUCCAAGGGCUCAGAUGAAUUGCUUAAUUGGGAUGACAUUCGGAAGAUGAAGUAUUCUUGGAAUGUGGUGCGUGAAACAAUGAGGUUAACACCACCUUGUCAAGGAGCAUACAGAGAGGUCACAACUGACUUCACUUAUGCUGGUUUUACUAUUCCCAAGGGAUGGAAGACAUUCUCAACUGUGAAUUCAACCCACAAAAAUCCCAAAUAUUUUCCUGAUCCUGAAAAGUUUGAUCCUUGGAGAUUUGAAGGAAAGGGACCUGAGCCAUAUACUUAUUUGCCAUUUGGAGGAGGACCUCGGAUGUGUUCGGGAAAGGAAUAUGCACGAUUGCAAAUUCUCACUUUCAUUCAUAAUGCGGUCAUCAAAUUUAAAUUCAAGAAAGUAAAUCCAAGUGAAAAAAUAAGUUACGGUUUGACACCCAUUCCAGAGAAUGGUCUUCCGCUUCUCCUGGACCCUCCUGAAAACUAGAAUCAAAUUUCAUUCAUCAUCAGCUUGAGUAAUUCUAUAUAUAUAUAUAUGUAUAUGUAUAUGAACUGAUCAAGGAGUGUUUAGAUUUCUAAAUCCUCCCAAGUUUACGUUGUCUUCUAAUUAAUGUUGGAUUAUGUUCUUUUAUAUGACACGUACACAACUUCA